AGUCAAGCCAAGUCAAACAUAACCUAUUUAAUCGUGUAAUCGUAAUUUUACUAAUUUUGUGUUCUGUUUCUGUAUGACUUGACUUCUGAAUUCCAAAUUCUUGUAUGCACUAGCUAUGUGCAUCGUUGUUUUAAGUUUUAUUAUCAAUACACAAACCAAUUUAUAACUCUAUAAGCAAAAUUUUAACCUUUAGGUAACAGCUGGAGGAAUGGCGUCGUUUGACUCUUAUUGGGAUGUGGACAAGUAUAAGAAUGAGUUUGAGUCGAGUGAGCACUGGGAGCUUCGUCGUCAGUUUAUGGUCGCCCACAAACACAAGUACCCGGAACUGCGGCUAGUCUGUCUGACGCAAGUCUUCUUCAACAUGGAGUUCCUGGGCUGCAAGUAUCCCCAAAAAACUAUGGAUCUGGUGAACAAAUUGGCUGGAGAAGUGGCAGGAGAAUUCCGUGAAUCUCGUAAGGAUAAAUUAAAGCGAACGUUUGUUGGCGCCCAAGAUGCAGCGGGAGCCAAGGCUAAAGGAGCAAAACCGCCGACUGGAGUAGUUGAAGGCUCUGUGACAGACGGACCAGCAGUGAAGAAGCCUCGUGUUGAAGAGCAAGAUAUUCCGUGCAUUGAAAUAAAAGAUGAAGAAGAAGAGGAAAAUGUUGCCACAACUUCAAACGACAGCAUUGAUGGUAUAGAAAAAUACGCUGAGGCCGUUAAGGAAGUUGCAAAGACGUGCGUGCUUCUUUUCCCCACACGCACCAACAGUAAGACGGAAACUGAUCCAAUGAAUAUUAUUCACGCUAACUUCCAUCACUCUCAGAUAACGAUUCGCUUCGAAGGCACCAAAGCCGAAGGUUUCAGGUGUGACAUCUUGGUAAACCCGAACCCUGACGCAGCAAAGGACAAGAAGUCAAAGGCCUCUGAUAGUCUGCUUGUAGGUUCUGCGUUUGGCUCCACGCAACGCCAGGGCAAAUACGACGCUGCCCAGAAGGCAAUUAACUAUAUGAAGCAAUACUGUACUUACAUUGUGCCAAACCCGGAGUGGUUUAAGGAAGGAGGUACCCCAGAUUUCAUUGAGAAAAGAAUACCAUGCAGCAAAACUCCUCGUACUUAUUUGAUCAUGAGGAAGGAAGACACUGGCCACAUCAGUCCAGAAGUCGCUGAUCUUUUGUUGGAAAAUUUCAAACGCAGCUCCAACCAAGACAUGUUCUUUCCCGAUGUAGAAUACCUUGAGAAAGAGAAGAUCCAGCUCAUGAACCGAAGUGCAAAACACCGAUUGGGUUUCCGUCACUUUGGUCCCAAACAGAUGAUGAAGCACCAUCAUGUCUGUAUCUUCAAGGAAAAAACAGGCAAAGAGAUCAUCGAAGAGGCGAAGCAAAUGGGUGGGAAACAUCCUAAGUAUAUAAUCCACUACAAGAAAUGAUCAGGGUAAAACUCCUUCGAAGAAUCCAAUCAAUACGAGGAGUCCAAAGGAUAAAUUUAUAAAUAGUUUAAUA
Molecule: messenger RNA, 1478 nt
Organism: Macrosteles quadrilineatus (aster leafhopper)
Lineage: Eukaryota; Metazoa; Arthropoda; Insecta; Hemiptera; Cicadellidae
Exons: 10
Coding region: 209-1405 (398 amino acids)
Source: RefSeq, a predicted model, not a curated record